Messenger RNA from Anguilla anguilla (European eel), 3510 nucleotides. It is a transcript of the gene dusp14, whose product is annotated as dual specificity phosphatase 14. The transcript has 2 exons. The coding region runs from base 1470 to 2117 and encodes 215 amino acids. Lineage: Eukaryota; Metazoa; Chordata; Actinopteri; Anguilliformes; Anguillidae. Gene Ontology annotation, cellular component: cytoplasm. The record is from RefSeq and is a predicted model, not a curated record. Gene Ontology annotation, molecular function: MAP kinase tyrosine/serine/threonine phosphatase activity. Gene Ontology annotation, biological process: protein dephosphorylation.
AACGUCACUCUCGAUUCUACGCCAGACGCGGAUGCUGAUAGGUGAACGUGUUAAUUUGUAUUCCUGAUACAUACCAGAAAUUAUAUGGAUUUUGAAUAUGCUUUCUUACCUAUAAAGCGCAUGUGAUAAUUUGCUAGCUUUGUGCACCUACAACUGUGUGGGUUGGAACAUCACUCCUCCGCUUUAAGAGACACGGCAUCUUUUACUCUAUUCGAUCAAGACGCAGGCAGUGGAGGAAUCCUGUCUUUACACCUACGCCCAUCUUCGUCACACGCGACCCUCUCGAGCUAUUCUGGGCGAUUCCCUUGCCUCUCGCGCUCUUGACGUCAAACAGGGCAUUCUCUCCGUUUUUAUGAUCUUAAUUAAGUCAGCGUGCUUUUUCUCUCAUUGGUGUACGCGUUUAAGAUAUUCUGUUUAAAAUGUUAAUUACCUAAUGUGAGGAAAACGUACAGACUAGUGGAUCAACUGCGAAAUUCGUAAGAUAACUAUGCAAAAAUGUGCCCCCAAGAUAUUGCACUUGACAUAACGCCUGUGACGUCUGAAACAAUGGGAAACUAGUAACCUGCUACAAAAAUACAAUGGGAGACCAAGAUGGGGCUUACCGUUCUUUUAUUAAACAUCCAAAUUAAAAUUUUACAUCAGUGUUAAAGGAUGUGUACCCGUCAGCCAUUAUCCUUCGUUCGCAGCCAGAUAAAUAACAAUAAGCACAGCUAAUAAUAGUGUUUAAUAUAAUUUGCAUAACUUGUAUGAUAGGCUAAUAUUUGUAUUUAGAACCGUUGUAUUUAGUCAGUUGUAAGGACUAAACAUAGGCUACGAAAUACUGUGCAAAUCAAGCAGGUUUACAACGUCUGUGUAUUCUUCAUAAGCAUAUAUUAUAUUAAGCUGACAAUAGGUUUCGCAGACCGGUGAUUGAAAAAAAAACGAACCGGCACGUAGCCAAUAGCCUACAAGAGCAUUUUUUUCUCAGCACGGAGUCAGAAAAAGAUGCGUCCGUUGUUCAGGGGGGCGGGGGGCUUUUCAGUGUAGAACGUAGAACUGAGAUCUCUCUCUCGUCAUACCGGCGCUGCGAAUGCUAGAUUUUUCUUCUCCGUUUUAUAAACCUCUUGUGGUAUUUAGAGUUCUGUUCCCGUUCCUAAUUAUUCUCUGGCGCUUCCAGUCAUUUUAUCGGAUAGAUGUUAAAUUGUAAAUAGACUCAGAAGCCUACGCGGACAGUCGCUGUAGCCUAUUCGAAGAGCGUCACAUCCAGGAGUUUGGUUUACCUUGUUUUGACUGGGGCGACUCGCUAGCAACGCAAUUGACAAUACGCCGCAGCUGCUCAGAAGUAGUGGGGUAAUUCUGCGUGGGCCCGCCCCCACCGUUCAUCUGCCAUCCUGCCGCUGGUCUAUGGCUGUAGCGUGCUGAGGAAGCAAACCCCCGUCCCAGCCGCCCAUCGCCCCCAUCUAUCUGCCCCGCUCCUUCCCUUCGUCCCGAUGGGCUCCCACAGCCAGGGGUUCUUCCACCAUCACCAUCAUCACCACCACCAUCACCGCAGCUCGGUCGUGCCCAGCGGCAUGCCCCGGCUGGUGCCCGAGUCCGGCGGGGGCGUGCUGGGCGGCAUUGCCCAGAUCACGCCCUCCCUCUUCCUCAGCCGCGGCAACGUGGCGUCCAACCGGAGCCUCCUGCUGUCCAAGGGCAUCACCUGCGUGGUCAACGCCACCAUCGAACUGCCCAACUUCAACUGGCCGCACGUGGAGUACGUCAAGGUGCCGCUGGCGGACAUGCCGCACUCGCCCAUCUCGCUCUACUUCGACAGCGUGGCCGACAAGAUCCACAGCGUGGGGCGGGGCAAGCGCGGGGCCGUGCUGGUGCACUGCGCCGCCGGGGUCAGCCGCUCCGCCACCCUCUGCCUGGCCUACCUGAUGAAGUACCACCGCGUCUCCCUGGCCGAGGCCCACGCCUGGGUCAAGGCCCGGCGGCCCGUCAUCAGGCCCAACGCCGGCUUCUGGCGCCAGCUCAUCGAGUACGAGAGGAAGCUCUUUGGCAGGAACUCCGUCAAAAUGGUGCAAACGCCCUACGGGGUCGUUCCGGACGUGUACGAGAGGGACCGGCGGAACCUGGUUCCCCUCUGGGGCAUGUAGGGCAGCGGGUAGAGAGAGAGAGAGAGAGGGAGAGAAAAAAAAGAGGGGUGGGGGGUGGGCAAACGGAAAGGGAGGGGGGAAACGAGCCUGCUUGGGUCAGAGUCGGCGAGCGUCUGUCCGUCUGUCUGGGGUUCUUGCGAGUGACGGAUGGGCUGAGUGAUGGACGAUGGAUUACCUGGCGUUGACAGCGGUGAAGCAGGGUCGUAUUACAGGAGAGGAACGGCACCGGGAUCAUUCGGUCCUCAGGAACAUUCAAAAAAAUGUGUGUGCGUGUCUGUGUGUGUGUGUGUGUGUGUGUGUGUGUGUCUGUGUGUGUGUCUAUCUGUGCGUGUGGAGCACUAGAGGCUCAGGCGACACUCAUGACGAAGUGACACAGACGCCUUCCCUACUUUAGUUUCCUGUGAUGGUGAUGUUGCGCAGUCUUUAUUGUGGAAGGGAAGAAGUGGGUCAUCUUGUCACGGUUAUUUCAAAGAAUUCCGGUAGCACCCAGGACAAUAAAUACCAUAGAGACACAUUUAGACAGUCAAUGCUUUUCGGAGUAACGUAAUAGAGAAGUUGAUGCGUAAAAGUUUGGCUUAAAAAAUGUUAAAAACUAUGUAAGUGUGUGUCUAAAUCUAAAAUCUUAUUAAUUAUGAUAAAAAACCUUUUUCUCCCCAGUCUCAUUCAAUGAAGAAAUAUAUAGAGCAUUGACAGUGCCGAUUCAUCCAGUGACAUUUAUUUCUACCAUCUGUCUACAAGUCUCCAGCCUGCUUCAGCCAACUGUUGAACUCAGCCAGCUAUCUUUUUGGAAGGAAACUGAGUUUUUCCUUUUAAUUUCCAAAAUAAUCACUACUGACUAAUACAUUUGCAGGCUUUUCGUACAUUUUAAUUUCACUGAACGGCAUACUGCUAUGGUUGGUAGAGAAUCAGGGGUUGUGAAAGGACAUUUUGAAACUGAGCGUAGAUAUAGUUUUCUAACAGAAUGACUAAGUAGAAACAUAGAAAUGUAUAAAGAAAGCUUUCCAUCUUUGUAAUUUCUUUCAUUAUUAGUAGUAAUCAUUUUCUAAUUAUUAUUCUAAUUAGCAUUUGGUAUAAUACUUUUCUUCCUGCAAACUGAAUUUCGUUUUUUCUUUGCUUAUUAGCAUGUUCACAUUAUGAAUCAAUGCAGCAUUAACUCACAAGUUGUAUGACACUGUGUAAUUCACUCUACAGAACAGGAUUUUGGGUAUCUUGGGAACUGUUCAAUGUUGCAGUGAUAUUACUCAUUUACUCUAGCACUUAGCUGAAAGGGUUUUCAUUUUAUUUUUUUAUUUUUUUCCUGGCAAGGAUAAAAGCACAUACUGAAUGAAAGUACAUUUUAUUUUAAGGCACCUGAAUUCAGAGAUGUGAAAUUAAAAAGAUACGUAUAUUAAAA